This is a messenger RNA of Phacochoerus africanus (Common warthog), 1407 nucleotides long. It is a transcript of the gene CAVIN4, whose product is annotated as caveolae associated protein 4. Gene Ontology annotation, cellular component: cytoplasm; caveola. The record is from RefSeq and is a predicted model, not a curated record. Gene Ontology annotation, biological process: regulation of gene expression. NCBI's taxonomy places the organism in Eukaryota, Metazoa, Chordata, Mammalia, Artiodactyla, Suidae. The transcript is spliced from 2 exons. Bases 150 to 1238 code for a protein of 362 amino acids.
GUAUUUGUAGUUACAGAUACUUGACCAGUCUCCAGGGGUGGGGUUUCCAACCCUUUAAACAACCCUGUUGCCUGUUAUCAAGCUAACUUUUUGCUCUUAGUGCCAGAAUUGAUUUUGGUAAGAACGUCUUUCACUGAGAAAUAAAUAAAAUGGAACAUAAUGGGUCUGCUUCAAAUGCUGAUAAAAUCCAGCAGAACCGCCUGUCGCGUGUUACAGAAGAUGAAGACCAAGACGCUGCUCUUACCAUUGUGACUGUCCUGGACAAAGUGGCUGCCAUCGUGGACAGCGUGCAGGCAAGCCAGAAGAGGAUAGAGGAGAGACACAGAGAGAUGGAAAAUGCCAUAAAGUCCGUCCAGAUUGACCUGCUGAAGUUUUCACAGUCACACAGCAACACAAGCUAUGUCAUUAACAAGUUGUUUGAGAAAACCCGAAAGGUCAGUGCUCACAUUAAAGACGUGAAGGCCCGGGUGGAAAAGCAACAAACUCACGUGAAAAAAGUUGAAGCCAAGCAAGAGGAGAUAAUAAAGAAGAACAAAUUCCGUGUGGUAAUAUUCCAGGAGGAGGUUCAGUGUCCCACGUCCCUGUCUGUUGUGAAAGACAGAAGCCUGACCGAGAGUCCAGAGGAGGAGGACGAUGUCUUGGAUCCCCCAGUUGAUCUGUCUUCAGACGAAGAAUAUUAUGUUGAAGAGAGCAGAUCUGCCAGGCUUAGAAAGUCAGGCAAGGAGCGCAUUGAUAAUCUCAAAAAGGCGUUUUCCAAAGAAAACAUGCAGAAGACACGGCAGAAUUUUGACAAGAAAGUGAAUAGGAUUAGGACCAGAAUAGUGACCCCAGAGAGGAGAGAGCGGCUGCGGCAGUCGGGGGAGAGGUUAAGGCAGUCGGGGGAGAGGCUGAAACAGUCAGGGGAAAGGUUUAAGAAAUCUAUUUCUAACGCAGCACCCUCGAGGGAAACUUUUAAGAUGCGUAGCCUUCGGUCGAAGACUAAAGACCGAGCUGUGGCCGAAGGUCGGGAAGAGAUCAGGGAGAUGGGUGUGGACAUCAUUGCCAGGAGCGAGUCUCCAGGUCCCGUCAGCCCGCUGUACACCGAGGUGCUCAGUGAAACGGACCGCGAGGAGGCUAGCCCUGCGCAUGCUCCCCGAGACGGUGGGGAAGCCUCCACCCCCGAGCCUUUAAAAGUUACCUUUAAACCCCAGGUGAAAGUAGAGGAUGACGAAUCUCUUUUGCUAGAUUUAAAACAGUAAUUCUAAAGAGGAAUUAAAUAUAAUUGUCUCUUUAAUCACCAGUUCUGUUUAAAUAGUGUACUCGUGUACAUGUAUAUGCCAUAUAGGAAAACACGUGUGGUAUGGCUGUUUCAUUUCUUAGGUUUAAAAUCAUAAAGAUAGUACAGAUAAUAAAUACAUUUCCUUGUGA